AUGACGGAGGCUCUGAAAUCCUUUGCCUACAUUCAAUCCAAAGCUGAUUAUUCCCUCUUUACUAGACACUCAGGAAGCUGCUUUGUUGUUGUACUCAUAUAUGUUGAUGAUCUGCUAAUUGCGGGAAACAAUCAGCAAGAGAUAGACAAUCUGAAAUCUCUUCUCUCUCAGAAAUUCAAAAUGAAGGAUUUGGAGAAACUCAGGUACUUCCUUGGUUUGGAGAUCGACCAAUCAAACUCGGGGAUUUUCAUAUCUCAAAGAAAAUAUGCUCUUGACGUGAUCAGUGAGUUUGGGCUAACAAAAGCAAGGCCUCUCAAAGUUCCCAUGGACACGCACAUCAAACUCACUGAUCCUUUACCUAGUGCUGAAAUCUAUCAAAGCUUUGCUGUCCAAGUCCUAGCUCAGUUCAUGCAAGCUCCCACCACUGCUCACUUGCAAGCAGCCAAGAGAACAUUGAGAUAUCUCUUGAACUUACCUGGCAAGGGAAUAUUGUUGGCCAGUCAGUCUGCAGUCAUACUCACUGCAUUCUGUGAUAGUGACUUGACAGGUUGUCCAGUCACAAGAAAAUCCACCACGGGCUAUUGCAUUCUCUUAGGGGAUUCUCUAGUGUCAUGGAAAGCAAAGAAGCAAAAGGUGGUGUCAAGAUCCUCAGCUGAGGUAGAGUACAGAGCAAUGGCACACACCAUAUGUGAAGUAACAUGGCUGACUUUUCUGCUCAAGGAUCUGGACAUUAAAAAUCUUAGUCCUACAACUUUGAAAUAUGAUAACAAAGCUGCUAUCUUGAUUGCUACCAACCCAGUGAUGCAUGAGAAAACCAAGCAUGUUGAAAUUGACCAACACUUCGUGAGAGAAAAGGUCCAAAAUGGUGCUAUCAAACCUGCUUAUAUUCCAAGCUCAGAGCAGCUAGCUGAUAUUCUGACUAAGAUCCUGCCAGUACAACAACACCAAUACCUUCUAGACAAGCUUGGAGUUACUUCACAUCCACACCAAGCUUGA
Chenopodium quinoa (quinoa) is the source of this 996-nucleotide messenger RNA. RefSeq lists its product as uncharacterized. The transcript has 2 exons. Bases 1 to 996 code for a protein of 331 amino acids. The record is from RefSeq and is a predicted model, not a curated record. NCBI's taxonomy places the organism in Eukaryota, Viridiplantae, Streptophyta, Magnoliopsida, Caryophyllales, Amaranthaceae.